This is a messenger RNA of Manis pentadactyla (Chinese pangolin), 5614 nucleotides long. It is a transcript of the gene ZIC4, whose product is annotated as Zic family member 4. Gene Ontology annotation, cellular component: nucleus. Lineage: Eukaryota; Metazoa; Chordata; Mammalia; Pholidota; Manidae. Gene Ontology annotation, molecular function: RNA polymerase II cis-regulatory region sequence-specific DNA binding; DNA-binding transcription factor activity, RNA polymerase II-specific. The transcript is spliced from 5 exons. Bases 2813 to 3823 code for a protein of 336 amino acids. The record is from RefSeq and is a predicted model, not a curated record. Gene Ontology annotation, biological process: regulation of transcription by RNA polymerase II; central nervous system development.
AUCCCAGGUAUUGUAAAGCGUUUGACAUCCCCUUUUGACAAACAGGGCUGCCAGGAGUAGCAACUUUUUUUUCCUCCAAAUUUUUUCCUCUUCUCAUGGAAAAAAAUUUUUUGCCACGAUUCGUUUUCCUUCUCACAGUCAAAUUCAUUCUCUCUCUAGCCUUGUACCUCUCUGUCUCCUUUUCCCUAUUUUCGACUCUGUCUCGAACCUUCUCUCUCUCCCAUUCUCUAUCUUGCCCUUCUUCAAACCUGCUUUUUGCUGAACGAUUAGCGACUUCGGGCUUCUUCAAGAGCAGGAGGCGGGGAUGGGGCUGGUAAACACAGCUAAGGCACUUCCAGAAUGUCCCGAUUCAGCAACUUUCUUUUCUUUCUUCCCCGCUGCCCCCCCUUCAAGGGUAGCAAAAGAGGCUUUUGUUAUUUGCUCCUUUUGAAGUUUGCUUCCCUCUUGCCUCGUCCCCCUCUUGUUCAUAAUUUAAGAUCUCGGGAGCACACGGGCACUGCACUCUCUCUUUAUAAGAAACGUGAUUUCUCAGUAUAACUGGCUGCCUGGAUUUUUUUUCACUUUUACCAAAUCAGUCAGACUUCCUUUACGCCCCCACACCCCCCUUGAAAAUUAAGCACAGGUGGACGGGAGCUCUUAACUUUCCAAGUUAUUGAUGAAAAUUUUUUAAUUAGGAAAUUGGAAACAUUGUUUGUGACUUCUUUUUUCCUCUCCCGUGUUAUUCUCCUCUUUUCUCCGUUUUCGCUAAUACCCUUCGUCUGCCCCCACUAACUCCCCCUCUUCUACACUCCUGUUCCCAACUGGGGCCCCUUUCAUUCAGGUAAAACUGUAAAUUUCCCAAAGCGCAAUUGUUCUUCAGUACUGCCCAAAGCUCCCUAGAAAUCCCCGAAUACUUUUUUGGUAUUUAAAUUCCCGAUAGAUAGGACCAAUGUAAAUUUUGUGACAUUCAAACCUUUUCUAGUUCACAAAUCAGUCACCCUUGUCACAGUUAUUGAAAUUCCGCAACUCGCCACACCAGGACGGUGGAAAAAGCGGGCGCGGUCUUUGUUGCCGACCAGGCUUUUGAUCGCCAGAGAAAAUUUACUUACCUUCAGAUGAGUGAGCAGAAAAAGAAAUAACACUCCCUUUGAUUUAGUUAGGAAAAUGCAGACAUUUGGAUUCAGUGCAAACAUACAACACUCGCUUGUUUUCGCGAUACGGCCUUCGAUUAACCUGUCUUUGCCCAGCGCAAAGUCUAUUCAACAACUGCGCGUAGUUGCUUUUUGUCCCGUCCACAAAGAGCCAUUGACUAUAUAUUAAAAUGAUUGUUGAAAGGUAGAAGAGUAUGGAACUUAAAAGCAGAAAAAAAAAUCCCUGUGACUCAAUCAAUUAAGGCGAGCAACAUUUAUGCAUUUCAAAAAAUGCAUUCGGUUGCGGGGGGUUGGGAGGAUGAAGGUUGUAUUUCUCCGCAGCUCUGUUUAAAACCCAGCAGCCCCGGCCGAGGGUUUAGCUGAGGCGUCUGCAUAUUCAUUAGGUCUAAUUAUUUUCUAGUAAGGAAAACACAAAAAGCCAAGAGUCGGAAUCCUUCAAUUUGCCCUUUGUUUCUAACUUCAUUUGGCUUCUUUGCAGCUGAAUCAGAGCCCUAAACUCUUCUCCCAGACAAAGAAACCUCAACUCAUCGUUUCACUGGCGCCCCGUUAGGAAACUCACCAGUGCCCCGGAGAGAGGAAAAUGAAAAUGAAUUUUUUUUUUUUUUUUUUUUUUUGCCAGGUCGCCCGCUGCACAAGCUGGAGGAAGGCAGGGUCAGCGUCGCUGCUCCUCUCCUUCCUGGUUUGCUGGUCUUUCAUCGACCAGCUUCUUGCUUGGGGUUGGAGAACUAAGCUCCCCUUCCCCUGGGCUCUCUCAGUUCAAAACUCGACUUGUAUAUCUGGGAUGGUUUCCCGGUGUCUGAAGGGACCUGGUCAGCAUUCAUAUUUGUUGUGCUGGGAAACAGAAAUUUAAGGGAAAAAAAUCAAGUGUUUUGUCCCGAGCAACAAGUCCGAGUGCAGCAGCCCGGCAUUCCCCACCAACUUUGAGUAGAACCAGGAUGGGGAAUUGAGGGAAAGGGCUGGGGCUUGAGGAGUGGUUUUUAAAAAACUCUAAUGCAUUUUGUGCAAUAAAAGAUAUAUCGGAACCACUCAGUGCUUUCUGCUGCCUGCAAGAGUUGGACCCUGCCUCCACUGCAGUUGUAAAAACCUUAUCUGCAAGGAGAAGUUUUCUCUAGAGGCUGUACUGCUCUCACUAGGGGAAACAAAUAUUGAGCCCACCUCGCCUGCCGUUCAAAACACAAGGGAGGGGAUGUGAAGGGGAAGGGUAACCACUGGGAGGGGUAGAGAGAAAAUAGUUCUUCAAAAAAGAAAAGUCAGUCUUGUCCUUUCCAGUCAGUGGAAAAUCCAAGGGGGGUACGUUGACAAGAGGGUAUUUUUAGGAAAUGCGUCCAGAUAUACUGGGUAAGAGUGAAUGUGAGAAAAAAAAAGUUGUGGGUUGUAGAAGUUAUCAAGUGGGAUUUGCGGCGCUCUCUGCAGGAAACGCAAGCGGCUCCAGUUCAAAGCCACAUGCACCAACGUGACAUAUAAGCCAUUAAAAUAUCAUCCUGACGGCUCAUUUCUGCUUCAUCAUACAUUCCCUAACUGCUUCCCGAAAGCUGGAAAAGGAGAAAUGAAGGAUGACCGCCUGGCUGGAACCACAAAAGAGAGGCUUGGAGGGGUUUGUGGUCCCCUCUCAGCCACCCCAAAGUGAUGUGCAGAAAUGAGGCGAUCCCGGCAACAGGUGGAGAAGGGUUCAAAAUUGGAAAAUGAGAUACAAGAGUUCCUUGGUGAUGAGGAAACGAUUAAGGCUUUACCGAAACACCCUGAAAGAGUCAAGUAGCAGCUCCGGACACCAUGGGCCCCAUCUUGCUGCCGCCUCCAGCCCCUCGGUGUUCCCGAGCCUCCACGAGCAGCCUCCCCAGGCCUCCCCCAGCAGCACUUUGAGCGGACUCCUGCGUCUGGGGCUUCCUGGAGACAUGUACGCGAGAUCCGAAUCCUUCACGCCGGGACCAGUGGCCCGCAGCGACGCCCUGGCAACUGCCGCGGCCCUGCAGGGCUAUGCGGGCGUGAACCUGACGGUGAAUCUCGCCGCGCCCCAUGGUCCCGGCGCCUUCUUCCGAUACAUGCGCCAGCCCAUCAAACAGGAGCUCAUCUGCAAGUGGCUGGCGGCCGAUGGCCCCGCACCCCCGCACCUCUGCUCCAAAACUUUCAGCACCAUGCACGAGCUGGUCACGCACGUCACCGUGGAGCACGUCGGCGGCCCAGAGCAGGCCAACCACAUCUGCUUCUGGGAGGAGUGUCCGCGCCAGGGCAAGCCCUUUAAAGCCAAAUACAAACUUGUAAAUCACAUCCGCGUGCACACGGGCGAGAAGCCCUUCCCCUGUCCUUUCCCGGGGUGUGGGAAGGUCUUUGCUAGAUCAGAAAAUCUCAAAAUACACAAAAGAACUCACACAGGGGAGAAACCCUUCAGGUGCGAGUUCGAGGGCUGCGAGCGGCGCUUCGCCAACAGCAGCGACCGCAAGAAGCACUCGCACGUGCACACGAGCGACAAGCCAUACACGUGCAAAGUGCGCGGUUGCGACAAGUGCUACACGCACCCCAGUUCGCUGCGUAAGCACAUGAAGGUGCACGGGCGCUCGCCGCCGCCGCCGCCUAGUUCUGGCUACGACUCGGCCACGCCGUCUGCCCUCGUAUCACCCUCAUCGGACUUUGGCCGUGAGCCCCCGGUGGCCUCCUCGGCGGCGGUGGCGGUGCGUGGCGCCGACCUGAGCGAAUGAUGUCCACCGCGUUGCUCGCAAGGUAAUCUCGCCCAGCGCAGCUGAGCGCCCGCAUCUCGCGCCUGCGACAUCAAAGGGCCCGCGCACAAAGCAAUGUUUCUUCGCCACGGUGCAUCUUCAUGGUAAGUUAGGAUUUCUAUGGCAAUGGGCAAGUCGCACUGAAAUCCUGAAAGGCCGAGCCUGGAGCCCGUCCAGGCUUUUCAUUAAGGACAUAAUAUUUACGUCUAACAGGCCUUUUUUCUUGUGUAUACAAGUAUAUAUUUUUGUUUGACGCGGACUAAAUCAUUUUCAUUUAAUUUCCGGUAAACAAAACCCACGCGAAUGGGCACUUGUUCCCGAUCAUAAUAAAAAUGGAUAAUAAUGUGAGGGAAGAAAAGGGCUGCUUGAAUCGCCGCUCAGCCCCCUUUGUUUCUGCUUUCUGCGGUGAUCAGAGGGCGCAUUUGGGUUUGAUGGCGAGUUUCUAAAGGCGAGGAAAUGGUUUGUGAGCGGGGAAAGAAAAGGAGAAAGGUCUAAUCAAGCUCGGUUGUUCAAAGAGUCGGGUUUUGGGGUUGAAAGUGUGAGUUUGACGGUGCAUCAGCAUGCUGCGUUAGGCUCGCCAUGGAAAUGCGCGCGGGGAGCGGCUGCUUCAAAGGCGGCACACUUCACUGCAGACACUCUAUUAAGAUACAUUUGUGGUGACCUUUGCUUUCACGCCAUUUAAUACUGUCACUGCGCUCCCUAGUAUAUACUUCCUCCUUAGGACCUGCCUCGCCUGGUUUAGGGGUUCACACUGCACUCUGAUGUGGGGCGGGAGUCGCUUUGGUGCCAGGACGUUUUCAGGAACGGGAGGAGCCGGACUCCGUGCAUCUUGACUGCGCCCCAAAAAGGCUCCAGGGUCAGGAGUAAUAACCUUAGGGCAAUCUCAGAAGCUUCACAAAUGAGCAUCCCAGCUCAGGUUUGUGCAACUCGCCUCUCUGCAUCUUGAACAGGGUGGAUGGGUGAAUUUCAAUGGGACUUAGGAGGUGUGUGAGCCACCCUGAAUUAGUCUGAGGAGUUCAGACGGCCUUUGGCACAUCUCUACUCUGGCCUCAACCACAGCCCAUUCUGCCCCUCUAUCCCAGAAGUCUCUUGCAGCCCCGACUCUUGCGUCUCCCCAGGGUUAGGUGUAUGAUACCCCUCAGACUUAGCCUGGCCCUGGGCAUGAUGAACUCAAGAGCCCAAGGCCAAGGGGAUAGAGAAGAUGGCAGGAAAGUUAGAAGUCCAUGUUCCCUUAAUUGUCUUGUUGUUUAUUUUAUCCAAGUACCCCAGUGAAUAGGGGAAAAAUAAACAUGGUGGAAAAAAAUCAAACAGUGGAAUCUUCUUUAGUGCCAGUCCUUGUGGUUGAAUAAAAAGGAUGGUCCGCUUUCUAUUGAGCGGAGAAAUCUUUGAAGUGGGAGUUAUUAUCUGAGACAUUCCUGCUUGUCGUCCUAACAACGCUGAUGAAACGUAAAAGGUUCUUUGUCAGCGAUUUGUUCUCCUCUCUGUCAAACUCCCUCUGCCCCGUUAGUUUUAGACCAUUUCUAAAGAGAGAAAAUCAAACUUCUUUCUUAAAAAAAAAAACAUACAUACACACUACACUAACUGAUAACUUUGGAGCUAAGUCCCUGUAAGGGAAACACAAAGGCAACACAGAGACAUGAGGUCCAGGGCCUGCAGAGGUGUGCAGAUGUUAAGGGGCCCUUUGCACAGCCUCUAGGACAUGAGGGAAAGAAUGCAGAGAUGGGGCAGACAGUGUACAUACUCCACGCCCACACUGUGUGUCUGUUUCUCUCU